AUGAAGCUCGUUUUAAUACUCGCGUGUCUUGUAGCAGUAGCACUUGCCGAUGAAAGUGCCCCAAGGUGUGUGACCUCACAAACAACUGCUAGUGGAAGCCAAGCCCGUGCAGGCCCAUACUGUUCUGGAGAUCUUAUUUUCGAAGAUAACUUCGAUUUUUUGGAUUUUGAAAAGUGGGAACAUGAAAAUACCCUGGCUGGCGGUGGCAAUUGGGAGUUCCAAUGGUACACAAACAAUCGAGCAAACUCCUACUGCGAAAAUGGUAUUUUCUAUAUCCGCCCAACUCUACUUGCUGACGAUACCGGUGAUGCAUUCUUGACCAGCGGAACUUUGAACAUUGACGGAGGACAGCCGGCGGAUCUUUGUACUGGUCCGUUCUUCUGGGGUUGUGAACGCGCAGGUAAUGUCAACAAUAUUGUCAACCCGAUCAAAAGCGCCCGAGUACGAUCUGUGGAAGCGUUCAACUUUAAGUAUGGCCGUCUGGAAAUUAGAGCAAAGGUUCCAACAGGGGACUGGCUAUGGCCGGCUCUUUGGCUUUUGCCGAAACGACAGGCAUAUGGAUCGUGGCCUGCUUCUGGUGAAAUUGAUUUGAUGGAAUCGCGUGGUAACAUUGACUAUCGUAAUGGAGGUGUACACAUCGGUGUUGAACAAGUUGGAUCGACCUUGCAUUUUGGCCCUAAUCCCGAUCAAAAUGGGUGGGCAACAACAGUUGCUUAUAAAAAUUCCGCUGUCGGACAAGGUUUCAACAACGGUUUCCAUUUGUACCAACUGGAAUGGACUCCAGAUCAUAUCACAUUCAGUGUAGACAAUCAAGUACUUCGAAGAAACGAUGCCCCUACGGGUUGGUGGGCCAAGGGUGGUUUCGUUACUACAUCUCCUGCUUCUGAAAAUCCUUGGCAGCAUUCAUCCAACAUGGCUCCAUUCGACCAAGAGUUCUACAUUAUUAUGAACUUAGCCGUCGGAGGAACCAAUGGAUUCUUCCCGGAUGUUCCGCCAGCAACCAAUGGUGCCCGAGGUAAACCUUGGGCAAACACUUCCCCAACUGCGGCUCGCGAUUUCUGGAAUGGUAGAGGAGUUUGGCAAUCGACCUGGAACAUGAACGUAAACAGAGGCAAGGACUCUUCUUUCCAGAUAGAUUACGUCAGAGUAUGGGCUUUGUAGAUUGACGAGAUAAAGGUAAUAC
Messenger RNA from Armigeres subalbatus, 1183 nucleotides. Its product is annotated as beta-1,3-glucan-binding protein-like. Gene Ontology annotation, biological process: carbohydrate metabolic process. Gene Ontology annotation, molecular function: hydrolase activity, hydrolyzing O-glycosyl compounds. Lineage: Eukaryota; Metazoa; Arthropoda; Insecta; Diptera; Culicidae. The record is from RefSeq and is a predicted model, not a curated record. The coding region runs from base 1 to 1161 and encodes 386 amino acids. The transcript has 2 exons.